Molecule: messenger RNA, 456 nt
Organism: Marasmius oreades (fairy-ring Marasmius)
Lineage: Eukaryota; Fungi; Basidiomycota; Agaricomycetes; Agaricales; Marasmiaceae
Exons: 1
Coding region: 1-456 (151 amino acids)
Source: RefSeq, a predicted model, not a curated record
AUGAGGUCCAAGUCUAAGUCUAGUUGGACUGUUCCACACCCUCGUUGCGCACCGACACCAGCUCCGAGUCCUUCCGCUGGCUCCUCAUCUACACCUUUUAUUCCUUCCACCCCUGCACCUGGCGAGCAUCAAACCCUGCCCGCCUCAAAUCCCUACCUUGACCCUCCCGCACGAACUGUGGACGCUAAUGAUCCCGAGCUAAUCAUUGAGUAUCUGGCAUUGUUCCUUCGUCGAUCAUCCCGCGAAACUAUUAGACAGUCGGAUACUGAGUACCAGGACGCGGAGUCCCUCAAUGUAGAUCAGCCGCUUAAUGAGCGCAUAAGAACACUCGUCGAUACCCUCGCGUGUAUCAUUACAACCCAUCCUUGCUGCUGUUGCUAUAUCCAUGACUUCAAACACCACAAACACUUCGCUCGUGACAAAAAUCUACUUCACUUUCAACCGGACGACCGAUGA